This is a messenger RNA of Eubalaena glacialis (North Atlantic right whale), 609 nucleotides long. RefSeq names its product gamma-taxilin-like. Gene Ontology annotation, biological process: regulation of cell cycle. Gene Ontology annotation, molecular function: syntaxin binding. The record is from RefSeq and is a predicted model, not a curated record. NCBI's taxonomy places the organism in Eukaryota, Metazoa, Chordata, Mammalia, Artiodactyla, Balaenidae. The transcript is spliced from 3 exons. The coding region runs from base 1 to 609 and encodes 202 amino acids.
AUGGGGCACCCAGGACGAAUAGACCUGAGAAGUUUUAAAGGUUGGAUGCACUCAGACUUCCAGAAUGAGGAGAAUCAAUGCCCUGUGUGUCAUGGCCUUCCCAAUCUGGAGACAACUGGGUCAUCUUACAACAUGUGUCACAAGCUUGUGAUUGGCACAGUUGAAGAAUCUAGAAUUUACAGACUAGGAGUAAACGCAGAUAUGUUGCAUAACUCUCAAUCAAAUGAUAUUCCUCAACGUCGUGACUCAAAUUACAGUAGCCCAAGUAACAAGCAUUCACUGGAAGAGGAUGAAAGCAGUAACUUUAUAACACAGAGCAGGGAUUUGCUGAGCCCAGUGUACUGCACACAAGAGUCAAGAGAGGAACCUUCAGGGCCAGAAGCUGGAGCAGAUCCCUCUGAUGGUCAGCAAGAUUCAGAAUGCCACAGAAACAAAGAAAAUACCUUAGGAAAAGAAGUAGUAUUAUUGAUGCAAGCCUUAAACACUCUUUCAACUCCAGAGGAGAAGCUGGCAGCACUGUGUAAGAAAUAUGCUGAUCUCGUGAGUAUUAAGGGAGCGAGGCCCGUAUAUAGCAGGGCAAAAUGUGUGUAUGUUCUUGAUAAACUUUAA